CAACGACGUAAGGCGCAAACGCUCAUUUCCAGCCCAGGCGGAGCCCACAGCGGAUGCCGGACCCGGCUCUCUGUACGAUAUCAUCCAGCCUGACGCAGGAGACACUACAGGGAGCCGAACGAGCAAACAAUCAGUCUGCAUGACCGCGUCACACUUGGACAGCAACCCAUCACCGUAACAAACGACGGAGGUUCGAGGCCGCGACUGAGUGGCCAACUCACAGACAGACCGACACGUGGACCAUCUGCCGAGGCCUAAGAUAAAUGGCUGACAAGCAGAUCAGUUUGCCUGCCAAAUUGAUCAAUGGAGGGAUCGCCGGCCUGAUUGGAGUAACUUGUGUGUUUCCCAUUGACCUGGCCAAGACCCGUCUGCAAAACCAGCAAAAUGGAUCUCGCCUUUACACCAGCAUGUCCGAUUGCCUCAUCAAGACCAUCCGGUCAGAGGGAUAUUUUGGGAUGUACAGAGGGGCGGCGGUGAACCUAACACUAGUCACUCCGGAGAAGGCCAUCAAACUGGCUGCAAAUGACUUCUUCAGGCAUCACCUCUCCAAGGAUGGAAAACUCACCCUGAUCAAAGAGAUGCUGGCUGGAUGCGGGGCAGGUACAUGUCAGGUUAUUGUCACAACGCCAAUGGAGAUGUUAAAAAUCCAGCUUCAAGAUGCUGGUCGAAUAGAGGCUCAGAGGAAGCUGAUGCCGCAGAUGGUGGCAGAGGGCACCAUAGAGACCAAGUCCCCAACAGCCAUACAGCUGACCCGAGAGCUGCUUAGGGAGAAGGGCAUUGCUGGACUAUACAAAGGCCUUGGCGCCACGCUGCUCAGGGAUGUUCCUUUCUCAGUCAUCUACUUCCCCCUUUUUGCCAACCUGAAUAACCUGGGGAAGAGAGGCGUCGAAGGGCCUGCCCCGUUUUACGUGUCCUUUAUAUCAGGCUGCCUUGCCGGGAGUACGGCGGCUGUUGCUGUCAACCCCGUUGACGUGAUAAAGACGAGAUUGCAGUCCCUGAAUCGGGGGAGCACCGAAGACACAUACAGCGGAGUGACUGACUGUAUCAGCAAAAUCAUGCGUAAUGAGGGUCCGUCAGCCUUCCUGAAGGGAGCCUACUGUCGUGCCCUAGUCAUAGCACCUCUCUUUGGGAUCGCCCAGGUGGUCUACUUCCUGGGUGUGGGUGAAUUCAUCCUCAGCUUCUUGCCCAAAAAGGACAACUAAGAAGCCCCUCCUCUCUGCCUUUCCCUCCUGUAUGAAUUGCACCAUUCACGCCAGAACUCAUCUCGUCGUGAAAGAAGGUUUUGAUCAUAUGUGGGUCA
Lampris incognitus (smalleye Pacific opah) is the source of this 1300-nucleotide messenger RNA. It is a transcript of the gene slc25a22a, whose product is annotated as solute carrier family 25 member 22a. The record is from RefSeq and is a predicted model, not a curated record. Bases 264 to 1202 code for a protein of 312 amino acids. Gene Ontology annotation, molecular function: L-aspartate transmembrane transporter activity; L-glutamate transmembrane transporter activity. The transcript has 11 exons. NCBI's taxonomy places the organism in Eukaryota, Metazoa, Chordata, Actinopteri, Lampriformes, Lampridae. Gene Ontology annotation, biological process: aspartate transmembrane transport; malate-aspartate shuttle; L-glutamate transmembrane transport.